AUGGCCUCUAAUCUAAGGGAUUUCACUCGGAUAAAUCUUCCUACUUUAUAUGGGUCCAAGGUUGAAGUAGACCCCCAAAAAUUCAUUGAUGAAAUCUACAAGAUCCUCUAUGCUAUGGGGUUUUCUACUAGUGAAAAGUUCGAGUUAGCCAUCUAUAAACUCAAGGAUGUGUCUCAAGCAUUGCAUUUCAAACAUGUGGAUAAGGCAAGGUCUAAGAGGAAUAGUAGAGAUUCUAAGAAGGAAAGAUCUCUUGAUGGUGGUUCUUCAAAGAAUAGACUUGAGACACAAGAAAAUCCUAGAUUUAAGAAGCGGGUUUCUAAUCAAGUUCCUUCCAAGUUACUUAUGGCUAGUGGUUAUAUGUGGUAUAACCGUAAACCUAAGAAGGGAAAGGGUACUAGUUCACCAAGUGAAAAGCCAUCUUGCAAAAAGUGUGGCAAGAAGCAUUAUGGUAUUUGUCUUGAGGGAACAGAUAAUUGUUUUGGUUGUGGUAAGAGUGGUCACAAAGUAGGGAUUGUCCUAAUGUGGGGGUCAAGACAAGAGUAA
This is a messenger RNA of Solanum lycopersicum (tomato), 543 nucleotides long. RefSeq lists its product as uncharacterized. Lineage: Eukaryota; Viridiplantae; Streptophyta; Magnoliopsida; Solanales; Solanaceae. The record is from RefSeq and is a predicted model, not a curated record.